This is a messenger RNA of Aspergillus welwitschiae, 966 nucleotides long. Its product is annotated as malate dehydrogenase. The record is from RefSeq and is a predicted model, not a curated record. Bases 1 to 966 code for a protein of 321 amino acids. Lineage: Eukaryota; Fungi; Ascomycota; Eurotiomycetes; Eurotiales; Aspergillaceae. The transcript is spliced from 5 exons. Gene Ontology annotation, cellular component: cytoplasm. Gene Ontology annotation, molecular function: L-malate dehydrogenase (NAD+) activity. Gene Ontology annotation, biological process: carboxylic acid metabolic process; tricarboxylic acid cycle.
AUGGUGAAAAUUGCACUUCUUGGCGCCGCGGGCCAGAUAGGCACGCCCCUCAGCCUUUUAUGCAAGACAAGUGAUUUAUUUGAUGAGAUUGCUCUGUACGAUAUUGUUCAUGUACCGGGCAUCGCCACGGAUUUGAUGCAUAUCGACACCAAAGCCAAGGUUACCGGCUACCUUCCACAAGACGAUGGACUAAAGAAAGCACUUACCGGUGCUGAUACCAUCGUUGUCACUGCUGGUAUUGCCCGGAAGCCGGGUAUGACUAGAGAUGAUCUCUUCAAGACAAACGCCCACAUCAUCCGCGCCAUCUUCACCGAAGUCGCAGCAACAUGCCCCAAGGCAAUCUGCUGCAUCGUCACCAACCCCGUCAACUCCACCGUCCCCGUCGCAGCGGAGACUCUCAAAAGAGCAGGCGUGUUUGACCCUACGCGUCUCUUUGGCGUCACUACCUUGGACGUCGUGCGGGCAUCUACCUUCGCGGCGCACGCCACGAACACCGACCCCAAGGCUUACAAGGUCCCCGUCAUCGGUGGCCACAGCGGAGCUACCAUACUUCCGCUUUAUAGUCAGGCUCAGCCACCGGUCGAUCUUGAUGAUGAGACUUUGGCGGCUGUUAUCAAAAGGGUGCAAUUCGGUGGCGACGAGAUCGUGAAAAGCAAGCAGGGCGCUGGAAGCGCUACGACGUGCAUGGCGUAUGCCGGAUUCCGCUUUGUUAAGGCCAUUCUGGCCGCUAUGGCUGGGGAGACUGUUACUGAGGAGGCCUAUGUCUAUCUUCCGGGUGUCCCGGGUGGGGAUGAGAUUGCGGCUAAGCUUGAGGUGGACUACUUUGCUGUUAAGGUUGAGAUUGGUAAGAUGGGGGCUUCGAAGGCGUUGCCGUUUGGUGAGAUAUCGGAGAGCGAGAGGAAGCUUCUUGGGAUUGCUAUUGAGGGGGUGAAGAAGGAUAUUGCUACGGGUUUGGCUUUAGAGUAG